CUCUGGGACAGAUGGCUCCCUGGAUCUCGGGUAAUCGGAUCGGGACCGGAGGGUCCCAGGCUUCUCUCCAUCCUUCAGUUCACGCAUUCAUCCAACACGUGUUCCUACUCUGUGCCAAGCGCAGCUGAAGGGCCUGGGUCACUGCAGCAGACAGGCAGAGCUACAGCCCUGGAACUGACGUUCCAGAGGGGCCACACCUGAAGAAGUGAGCAAAUCAGGAAAAGCCAAAGUUUGCUCUCUCGAAGUUCCUUCCGCAGUCUUGCGCUUUUUUUGCACUGGUUGGUUCCUCUCCCAGGAAUGCUCUUCCCGUUCGUCUGCGGGGCUGAAAUGUCACCUCUCAGUGUCACCCGAUCCGGCCACCCGAUUAGACUACUCCAUCAGCUCAAGGGCCUGAACUGACCGCUUCAUUGAAAAUUGCACCAACUCCACCCGCAAGCCUUCUCACCUGGCACUUUUCCCAUUAAAGAACUUCUCGCCUUUCCUGUGCUACUUCGUUUGCUAAUUUGCUGUUGAUCUGUUGUCGGGUCUCUCUUCCUGCAACCCCUAACCAUGGGGUAGGAUUUUGUCUGUUAACUGCACGUGUAAAAACGGCAGCAGGAACUCGGCAAUAUUGGUUGAGUGGAUAGUGACAAAUGCUUUGAAGAAAAUUAAGAAGUCGAGGGCCAAUUUAGAAAGGUGGUCAGGGAAGGCCUCUCCAAUGAGGGGAUAUAUGUACAAGGAGGAGGCACCAGACACGUGAAAAGCUGGGCAAAGGCGUCCUACAGAGGGACAGACGUGCAAUGUCCUGAGGCUGCUCAAGCCCUGAGUGUCUGAUGAACAGAAAGGUGCUCCUGGAGCUGGAGGAAGGCAGGUGCGAGAGGAGGCUUAAGAGUCAAGUAGCAACACGGAUCAGGUUACUCAACGAUAGUUAUGACCUCCCGGUUACGCGCGUUGGGUGGAAGAAUUAAUAACAUACGCACCUCCGAGUUACCCAAAGAGAAAGCUCGAUCGGAAGUCGUCUGCAGCAUACGCUUUUUAGAUGGCUUGGUCCAGACCUUUAAGGUUAACAAACAAGACACUGGCCAGUCGCUGCUGGACAUGGCAUACACCCACCUGGGCGUGACUGAAAAGGAGUAUUUUGGUUUGCAGCAUGGCGGCGACUCGGUGGACUCCCCCAGAUGGCUUGAGUCAAGCAAACCCAUCAGGAAGCAGUUGAAAGGAGGUUUCCCCUGUACCCUGCAUUUUCGAGUAAGAUUUUUUAUACCUGAUCCCAACACACUGCAGCAAGAACAAACCAGGCAUCUGUAUUUCUUACAACUGAAGAUGGAUGUUUGUGAAGGAAGGUUGACCUGCCCUCUGAACUCCGCUGUGGUUCUUGCAUCCUAUGCAGUACAAUCUCAUUUCGGAGACUUUGAUUCUUCCGUACAUCAUCCAGGCUACCUUGCUGACAGCCAGUUUAUUCCAGAUCAAAACGAUGACUUUUUAACCAAGGUGGAGUCUCUGCACGAGCAGCACAGUGGGCUGAAGCAGUCGGAAGCCGAGUCCUGCUACAUCAACAUAGCCCGGACCCUCGACUUCUACGGGGUGGAGCUGCACGGCGGCAGAGAUCUGCAUAAUUUAGAUCUAAUGAUUGGAAUUGCUUCAGCGGGCAUUGCUGUGUACCGAAAAUACAUUUGCACAAGUUUCUAUCCUUGGGUGAACAUUCUCAAAAUUUCUUUCAAAAGGAAAAAGUUCUUCAUACAUCAGCGACAAAAACAGACGGAAUCCAGGGAACAUAUCGUGGCCUUCAACAUGCUAAAUUACCGGUCUUGCAAAAACUUGUGGAAAUCCUGUGUCGAGCACCAUACGUUCUUUCAGGCAAAGAAGUUACUACCUCAGGAAAAGAAUGUUCUGCCUCAGUACUGGACUCUGGGCUCCAGGAACCCCAAAAAGUCUGUAAAUAACCAAUAUUGCAAAAAGGUGAUUGGAGGAAUGGUGUGGAACCCUGCCAUGCGGAGGUCCUUAUCAGUGGAGCAUCUAGAAACCAAGAGCCUGCCUUCCCGGUCCCCUCCUAUCACCCCCAACUGGCGAAGUCCUCGGCUCCGGCACGAGAUCAGGAAGCCCCGCCACUCCUCUGCUGAUAACUUGGCGAAUGAGAUGACGUACAUCACGGAAACUGAAGACGUGUUCUACACCUACAAGGGCUCCCUGUCCCCCAAAGACAGCGAUUCCGAAGUUUCUCAGAACCGCAGCCCACACCGAGAGAGCCUAUCCGAGAGCAAUCCAGCACAAAGCUGCCGGACCCAGAAGUCAUCCAGUUCUGUGUCUCCAUCUUCAAAUGCUCCAGGCUCCUGCUCACCUGAUGGGGUCGACCAGCAGUUUUUGGAGGACUACAACAGGGUGACCAAGGGAGGGUCCACCGAGGACGCCAGCCAGUACUACUGUGACAAGAAUGAUAAUGGUGACAGCUACUUAGUCUUGGUCCGUAUCACACCGGAUGAAGAUGGAAAAUUUGGAUUUAAUCUUAAGGGUGGAGUGGAUCAGAAGAUGCCUCUUGUGGUCUCAAGGAUCAACCCCGAGUCACCUGCGGACACCUGCAUUCCCAAGCUGAACGAAGGGGAUCAGAUCGUGUUGAUCAAUGGCCGGGACAUCUCCGAGCACACCCACGACCAGGUGGUGAUGUUCAUCAAAGCCAGCCGGGAGUCCCACUCGAGGGAGCUGGCCCUGGUGAUCAGGAGGAAAGCUGUCCACUCAUUCACCGAGAUCAAAUCUGAAGAUGAACUGAACCAGCUUUUCCCAGAAACCAUUUUCCCCAUGUGUCCGGAGGGUGGGGACACUUUGGAGGGAUCCAUGGAACUGCUAAAAAAAGGCCUGGAAAGCGGGACGGUGCUGAUCCAGUUUGAGGUAAGAGGCUGCCCAGGCCACGCCACGCACCUGCGAGGCCACCCUGCUACCCCUGAGGUGGAAACCUAUCAGGACCUUGCCCCCUAUGACACCACCCGGGUAUUAUUGCAGGGAAAUGAAGAUUAUAUUAAUGCAAGUUAUGUGAAUAUGGAAAUUCCUGCUGCUAACCUUGUGAACAAGUACAUUGCCACUCAGGGACCCCUGCCACAUACCUGUGCACAAUUUUGGCAAGUCGUCUGGGAUCAGAAGUUAUCUCUAAUAGUCAUGUUGACAACUCUCACAGAGCGAGGGCGGACCAAAUGUCACCAGUACUGGCCCGACCCCCCUGAUGUCAUGGACCACGGCAUCUUUCAUAUCCAGUGUCAGACAGAGGACUGCACCAUCGCCUAUGUGUCCCGAGAAAUGCUGGUCACAAACACAGAGACCGGGGAAGAGCACACAGUGACACACCUCCAGUAUGUCGCAUGGCCCGACCACGGUGUGCCCGAUGACUCCUCGGACUUUCUGGAGUUUGUGACCUACGUGAGGUCCCUGCGGGUGGACGGGGAGCCCAUCUUGGUUCACUGCAGUGCUGGAAUAGGUCGGACUGGCGUGUUGGUCACUAUGGAAACAGCCAUGUGCUUAAUUGAGAGAAACUUGCCUGUUUACCCCCUGGAUAUUGUCCGGAAAAUGAGAGAGCAGCGCGCCAUGAUGGUGCAGACAUCCAGCCAGUACAAGUUCGUGUGUGAAGCGAUUCUUCGCGUGUAUGAAGAAGGCUUAGUCCAGAUGCUGGAUCCCAGUUAGGACGACUGUGAAGCGUUCCUCCCUCGUUCCCGAGGGCAUCUUCCCUAGGAGAGCAGGACACACCUUCCCCCAGAGGCGGGGAGAGGAACCGCCAGCUGUGGGGAAGGGAUGAGCACAUUUGAACCCAGGCACUUUAAAUUUUCUAGGAAAGGGAUCCUGUACACAGGAACUGGUGUAGAUAUGCAUGCAACUGUGGCUUCCUUUAGGCCCAGAGAGAAAUAAAAAGGGAUCCCAGUUUGGACCUUCCUCCCCAGACAUCACCACCCCACUGUUGGCCACCCUUGUCCAUACAAAAGGGGCCGGCAGCCGUGCUCCUGACCUCCCCAGAAGCUGGACAGCAUGGUUCUUCAAGGCUGCGUGGUGUUCUGUGUGUUGAUCUGGGUAGGACUCCGAGGGCUGAGCUUCCUGUGCGUCCAGGCAGGGCUGGAGCAAUGCACAGUCCCACCCCGGUGCCAAGGAAGCCCUGGUGAACGUCCCACACACCGGGCGGUGGCCAUUCAGGCUGAAGGACAAGCAGCGCCCUGCCUUUGUCUCAGCUCCAUGCCCCUUGCGAUCUGCGAUCUGCAAAGCACCCCCGCCCCCCGCCCCUCCAUCGUCCCCCUUCAGGUUCAUAUCCAGUGCCUGAACCAGAUUAGUAAUGUACGUGCAGGCGAAUUUCCAACCGAGACUGAGAACUCCACGCUCGCUCGGCGUGAUCCCGACUCUUAGCGUUAGAGACAGGUGUGUGUCAGCUCUGCUUGCCUCAUCCUGGAUUCACGGACACCAGGACCGGGACCCCUGACUACUGAAUCUCGUACAUGGACUGCUGCUACUCCAAGCUCUUACACUUGAAGAGACAUGUUCCCCCGAGGGGGACAGGAUCAUAGCAUCGAAAUAUUCUUUGGGCCUUCUCAGAAAAGACCUGCUCAUAGGUGACUGCGGGAAACCCUGCUUGCCAGGAGCCCCUGUUGGCAUGUGUGCCUGCACGUGCGCCCCGUGGAGGUUGCUCAGGAUUCCUGACUCGAUUCAAAUUACCGUGGAGUUUAUAUAAAGAAUGAGUCUCUGUACCGAAGAACAAACGUGUGCAUUCACCCUCAGUUGCAGCGGUCUCCGUUUCAUUUCAGAGGAGAGGAUCAGACUAUCUGAAUAUAAACCCAAUUUGAUGUUAAUUUAUUCUAAGUACCCCCUGAUUUUGAUUGUCCUAAAGAAUUCUGCCUCUGUGAAUACUGUGUUCAAUUUUUUUUUUUUUUAAUUUGUGGACAGGACUGUAGCAAGUUACUAUUUAAGGAAAAUAAAUUACAUAAACAUUUUAAUGUGGUAUUUUUAAAUAGCAGUUGUUGUGUAUCCAAAAGAGGAAGCUAAGCCAGUUUCUUAACGGUGUUUAUAGAAAAAGGAUGCUUUCCUAUUGUAGCCCACAGAGAUGAGGCCGUUUUGAUAUCAGGAAACCCUGGACCAAUGGAAUUGCUCACCUGGUUGCAUGAUGGAUAGGGACCUAUCCAUAGGGGACCAGGUUUCUAAAGAUUCUUUCAUCUUGCAUCCUUCCUGUCUCUUCCCCAUGCAUAUUUUACUGCUAUCUGGCAUGGGUGGGAGGAGGUGGCGCCAGCACCCUAACCCUGUGCUGUGGAGCUGAGGGCGGGAGCCUGGCUCCUUUUGCCACUCAGCCCUCUCUUACCCGCUCUCAGUCUAGGCACUUAGGAGCUGUGCUUCUAGCUCCCCUGUUUUUCUCAUCUGUGAAAUGAGAGAGACAGUACCCACGACUCCAGAUUGAAUGUGAGCCUUGAAUGAGCUCCUGCCAUCAGUGUGACUUUUCAUUGGUUGGAAUGUCAACGGACACCAUGAUGGAAAGUGUCCUUCUCUGUGAUGAGCCCAAAACACAUCCAGCAAGUGGAACCCAGUGGCUUUCUAUAAGGAGGGGGAAAAAAAAAGUUCUUCCAAAAGGACAAAGCAAGACUACAAAGGAACAAACCUAUUCAAUCUGGACACAGAAAAAUUCUCUGAGCAAAACACAGAAAAAGAAGGAGGGCAUGCAGGGUCCAUUUAAAUGCCAUCAGGAUAUUUAGCACACCGUUGCCGCCGGAUAAAACGGAACGUCGCCCUGUGCGCAAACAUCCUGGAGAAGCCUAAAUACCUUCCGAGAUUUGUGUUCCAUUGUUUUUUUAAACCAAGCAUUGAAUAUGAGUGCAGAAAUGCUGCCACCCUGGGUCCCUACAUUUCUAGAAAUCUAGCCGGAGGUUGCAGCCAGCCUUUCUCGGCCACCGUGCAGGCGCGCAGCUCAGACCAGCCCGUUGCCAGGAACAAAAUUCAUGAACUCCUUUGAAGAAGAUGAUCUGAAGACAAGAAAAUGAUCUAAAGAAGCAGCACAUGCAAGUGAAGCCUGCAGAGACAGCAAAGUAAGAUCCACAGCUCGAGCUCCCAGCCUCCCCCCUUCCACCCGUCAGCAGUUAUUCUUACAAGGCCUUAUUUUCCUCCUAAGAGCAGCAUGGGAAUCGGUGAAUAUUUGGUCUGGGAAAUUUGGCUAGAUGAGAAUGGAGAAGACAUUUAUUUCCUAUGUUCUGGGGCUUUCCGGAAGGCCUAAUUAGACCCACUGAUGUGCCUGAUUUACUGACUUCAUGGGCGUCACUCUAGAACCUGCACUUGGUGGUUUGACUCCCCAGAGGAAAAGACCUGCAUCACUUUGGUUGCAGGUGGGACGUCAGGAUGGCUCCAUACCAACUUGCGCCAGCCCCUAGCUUCCUGCCGUGGCGAUUCGUACUGAAAUGCGAUUCUAGGUCAGCGCCGAAGCUAUUGCUCCUGUGUUGCUGGUUGGGCUUUUUUGUCUUCCUCAGAAAUGAUCAUCUGGGGAAAGCCACAGUUCUCUUCAUCGCGAAGAGGCAGCAGCCAUCGGGGAGGAUCCAGAGACGCGGGCUCCGUCCAGACCUGGACGCGGGCAGAGCACAGUGGCCCUCGGUUUCCUUUGAGUUAGAAGGGGACAGUGGGCUGGACUAGGUGGGCUCAAGAUUUGCCGUCCUGAGAGUCUGAUCUUCCAGAGGAGUGAAAUUGUUCUUUAACCAAAAUGUGUAGCUCCCAGAGACACAUGUGUCCCAAUUCCGUGACUUGUCCCCACGAGGUUGUCCCUCAGACCCUGGCACUGUCGGAUGUAGAGACGGGGGUCGCUGCCCUCUGGUUCUCGCCUGUCAUCCUAGGCCGAGAGCAGCCUCAGCUUCACUGGCAAAGCAUCUGUGGCCUCAGCCUGGGGAACCAAACCCGGGAGCCAGAUGCCCGGCUCUCCUGCCAUCUUGGUGGCUCCCGUUCUGUUCAGAGCAACCAAAGGAUCAUGUUAAGCCAUGUUGUUUUGAAAAGCAUCUUAAUUGAUCAGCAAUAUUUUUUUUUCUGUAAGUUGGGGAUGUUUUUCAUACUGACCUGUACUGUCAGCCACGACUCUACUGAAAGCUGUUUGAUCAAUAUAAAAGCGUUCAAGCUAUGCAGCAAUGUGA
Ictidomys tridecemlineatus (thirteen-lined ground squirrel) is the source of this 7097-nucleotide messenger RNA. NCBI's taxonomy places the organism in Eukaryota, Metazoa, Chordata, Mammalia, Rodentia, Sciuridae. The record is from RefSeq and is a predicted model, not a curated record.